Drosophila guanche is the source of this 1604-nucleotide messenger RNA. It is a transcript of the gene DnaJ-H, whose product is annotated as dnaJ homolog subfamily A member 2. Gene Ontology annotation, molecular function: Hsp70 protein binding. The transcript has 3 exons. The coding region runs from base 93 to 1271 and encodes 392 amino acids. The record is from RefSeq and is a predicted model, not a curated record. Gene Ontology annotation, cellular component: cytosol; cytoplasm. NCBI's taxonomy places the organism in Eukaryota, Metazoa, Arthropoda, Insecta, Diptera, Drosophilidae. Gene Ontology annotation, biological process: protein refolding.
AAAUUUUUUUAUGAAACAAAAAAUAUAAUUGUUUGUUCAACAGAAACAAUGUACUGUAGCUUUAGUUUAUAGGGGGCUUCAGUUGCAUAAACAUGGACAAUUUGAACCUAUACGAAUUGCUGGGAGUGGCUCCGGAUGCAACCGAUGACGAGAUUAAAAAGAACUAUCGCAGAUUGGCUAAAGAAUUCCAUCCAGAUAAAAAUCCCGAUGCUGGUGACAAGUUCAAGGAGAUAGCUUUUGCCUAUGAGGUGCUGUCAGAUCCGGAAAAACGUCGCGUAUACGACCGCCAUGGUUUGAAGGGGCUGCAGGAGGGUGCCGAAGGUUUCGCAGAUGCCUCCGACCUCUUGAGCCAAUGGUUUCCAUUCGGCGGGGCCACCGGCGGUCGUCCCAAGCGUGAGGGAAAAGUGGUGAUUAAGCUGGAGCUGACGCUGGAAGAGAUUUAUGUGGGUGGCAUGGAGAAAACGUUGGAAUACAGUCGACAGAAGCUGUGCGAAAACUGCAACGGCGAUGGUGGGCCCCAGGACGCACAUGAGAGCUGCGAGGCUUGUGGCGGUGUCGGCCGAGCUGCUGCCUUUACCUUCAUGGGCCUAAGCCCUUUCGAUGCUACCUGCCCGGCAUGCGAUGGACGUGGUUUUACCAUCAAAGACAAUAGGAAAUGCAGCCCAUGUCGUGGCAGUGGCUUUGUGGAGGAGAAAAUGAAACGGGAUCUGAUCGUGGAGCGUGGUGCUCCACACAUGCUGAAAGUGCCCUUUGCCAAGGAGGGACAUCAAAUGCGUGGAGGUGAAUUUGGCGAUCUGAUUAUUGUGCUCGCCCAGCAAGACCAUUCAACCUUUCAGCGACGUCACGCUAAUCUCUAUAUGAGAGACCUGGAGAUCAGCCUAACCGAGGCUCUCUGCGGCUAUACGCAUUGCUUUAAUCACUUGGAUGGCCGAAGCGUGUGUUUGCGCACGCAGCCUGGCGAGGUGUUGCAACACAAUCACAUCAAGAUGCUGCGUGGCGGUGGCAUGCCCGUUUUCAAUUCGCCCGCGGACACGGGUGAUCUUUAUAUGAAGUUUAAGGUGAAGUUCCCUGAGAAUGGGUUUGCCACAGCAGAGCAGAUGGCUCUGUUGGAGGAAGUUCUGCCGCCCAGGGAACACAUCGUCAUUCCAGAGGGGGCCGAGGAGGUUGAGAUGACCGACUACAAGCCACAAGCGCGUCCAAAUCCACACGGGGAUGAUGAGGAGCACGGAAAUUCGCCACACUUUGAAAGCGUCCAGUGCCAGACGGCUUAGUUGUUGUGGUUAUGGCUACUGCAGGCUCUAUACUUUUGCUUGGAUCUUUGGCAGCUUCUGUUCACGCUCAGCGUGGACGAGAUCUGCUUCUUGUUGCCGCUAGUCGUCUUAAUAUGCAUAGUAUUAUUUAUCAUACAGGAAUGUUUGCUGUGAAAAGCUGCGUGAUCAAAAUUUUGUAGUAAUCGAGACUAAGCUUAGCUGGAUAUGGAUCGCGUUCAUUAAUCCCACUAAAUUAUUGUACGGCUUACACACACUCUCUAAACCUAAACCUUAACUAUUUAUUUUUCUUAACUAAAUACACAUUUAUCUCACUGUAGAAAAGAUAACAACCAA